AAAUAUGCGAAGACCGUAAACUUUUACAUAUUCUCUAAGCAAGUAGCAAUAAACCAAAGGACUUUGCCCACUGAUGGGGUGUUAAAUGUAACGUGAGAGGCUCAAGUGACUUGUGAGACAGAAUACAUGCUGUGCGGUGCUGUGAUUCAUAGAGGAGAAUGAAGAGUGCCAGGCUACGCUAAGAAGACUGAACAUGGAGGUGAAGAGCAGCUUGAGGAGAGCUCAGUCCCUGAAAAAUGUCUCCCCAGGUCAUGUCAGGUCAUGGACAGAAGCAGGCUUGUGGGACAGGAGGAAGUCUGUCUCUCAACUUGUGGCACAGUAUCAAACCUCACUGGACCCAGGAACGACCAGUCAGGCAGAAACACAAAAAGAUGCCACUGAUGGAGAUUUACCUCAGUUGGAAAAUAUUUCAUCUGCCAGAAAUGAGACGCCAACUGCACUGGAAGCACUUUUGAAGAGAAAUGUGUUGAGAAAGUAUCAAUGGGAACAGUCACCUCACGGUGAAGGUGCAAAGCUCUCCCGUAGUCGAUCCAUGGAGAAUCUCCCGAGACAUAGACCUGGGAGCAUCAGUGCUUUACGAGCUCUGUUUGAGUCCAAGGCUGUUUUGAAACAAAAAACCAGCAGCGCAAAUGUUUCAAACAAGACCAUAGUGACCCCAACUGUCAAUGGGAAUGUAGAGAUAGAGAUGUUAGCAGAGAACUCAAAAACCCAGAGUCUUCCCACUACUGUGGACAAAGUGGAGGAGGUUGGUCAAAAGGACAUUAAUAUGGUUCAGUCCAAUAGAAGAAGGACAAUAAGUGGUAUAUCUCUUGAAAAAUCAGGAGGCCAAGACGAUGAGAAGAGGAGGUCUCUAGUAGACCACAAAGAUUUCAGUUCAGUCUACGGACAAGAAAAACCAUCAGCUUCCGUAAAAGCCUUGUCUGCUCUCUAUUUGUCGAAAUUAGCAGCUGUGGAGUCCAAGGGGCACUCCAUAAAACCUGAUUGUGCAGCCCAAGAUCACAUGCUUUCUCCUGUCAAGAAAAACACAGCCAGCAAGUUCCAGAUACCCACAAAGGAACUGUGUUCUGCGUGUUUGAAACCCGUCUAUCCAAUGGAAAAAACUGUGGCUGAUAAAUUCAUCUUCCACAACAACUGUUUCUGUUGUAAACACUGUAAAAAGAAGCUGAGCAUUCUCAAUUAUGCACCUCUAUACGGAGAGUUCUACUGCAUGUUCCAUUAUCAGCAACUGUUCAGAACUAGAGGAAACUAUGACGAGGGAUUUGGCCAUAAACAGCACAAGGACCGCUGGCUUCAGAGAACCAAAGAGAGGAUUUCUGACAAUGAAAAAGAUCACAAAGAACCUCAGCUACUAUCUAAGGCUUCCGAUAUGGACAUGGAGUUCUCUGCUGAAUGUACUUCUCCCUAGGUAUUGCUUGCGGAAGACCAUUCAGGACAUCAAAAUCACUUCAGUAAUCCAUCUGAUGUUGUCAUGUACCUUACUGUGCUUAGAAAUGUAAAAACCCAUGCUAAAUUGUAGAGAAAUUUUUAUUUGGUGAACCGCACAUACCCUGCCAUUGAAUUAUAUCUUAGGUAGAAUAACUAUAUAUGUGUAUACAUUUUAUUUUUAAUGAUUCUUUUAUUUUAAUCUCAUGUUUUUAUCCUUUCUUGCUUGAAUGGUGUCAAAAUAUUAUUAUAAAUCUGCCAUUUUGACACGGCCUUAAAAAAAAAAGUAUUACGUACCCAUACCCAUGAAUGUCAUUAAAUAUCUGAAAGGUGUGGGGGUGGGACUGGAUAAAACAAAAUACUCAUUUGAUUAAUUUUUUUUUUUAUCAAGGCUAGUUUUCCAUAUAUUGGUGCUUGAUUUGAUUAAUGUGAACACAUCCUGAUGUGAUUCAAUUUGAAGUAUGAUCACAAUAUUUUUUCUUUUUACUGUCAGUCAGUAAAUAAAAUUGCACAAAGAUGAUAUA
This is a messenger RNA of Anguilla anguilla (European eel), 1946 nucleotides long. RefSeq lists its product as uncharacterized. Gene Ontology annotation, cellular component: actin cytoskeleton; plasma membrane. The coding region runs from base 194 to 1405 and encodes 403 amino acids. Gene Ontology annotation, molecular function: actin filament binding. Lineage: Eukaryota; Metazoa; Chordata; Actinopteri; Anguilliformes; Anguillidae. Gene Ontology annotation, biological process: actin filament bundle assembly. The record is from RefSeq and is a predicted model, not a curated record. The transcript is spliced from 10 exons.